AUGUGGCUGCGUAAGAUUUUGGCGGACAUGCGACCGGAUGACGGAGCGUGGGUGUUGUCACGCCCCGAGCUGGAACAAGUCGUGGUGUGGAUGGCACGGUCGUGGAAGCGUGUUUCGAGGGUGACAAUCAUGCGUUCAUGGGCAGCGGCGGAUUGUGUCCCCCCGACCUGGCAGCGCUUGUUUAUUGCGUCGAUGCCCAGAGUUACCACCUUAGUGCUGGACCAGUUGACAGAUGAGCUAAUGCGUUUACAGGGACAGAUUGAUCGGUACAUCCCCAGCUGGGACCGCUUGACCGCUGUCAAGUACGUGUGUGUCGAAUCGGAUCAUCCUGUGUGCACUAACGCCGUGACUGCCGGUGAUUUUCAUCUCGGAUGUGAUACCGGUGCCGAGCCUGAGUCGGCACCUGGCUAUGUGGACGACGUCAGGAGCAUUCGUCGCGUCAUGCGCACGUUGUCUGGUGCGUUCGCGAAACGAGCCGCGGACUCAGGCAAGGACCCCGCCGAUGUUGUUGUGGACGCUGGCAUUACGAACGCAGACCUGGUGUCCCGCAACAAGUGCGAUGCGUGCGCACUAGAGUUUGCGGAUGACAACGCGUUGCAGUCCCAUGUAACAAAAAACAACGUCUGUCGGCAGAAGCUUAAACAUAUUUACGCAUCAAAGCUAGUCGCCGCUUACCGAGAGGCGCUGAUCGCGCUAGCAGCGUCGAAACUGCCAGCGGGUUCUGCCGAGAGCUCCAAGUCACCGCCGCGGUCUAGCAACCUUAAGCGACCGCAUGUAGAGCUCAGCCCGCCAGCACCAACGUCGGAGGCGGAUUGCGAUGACGCGCACUCUGAUGUGACAAGCGUCGAUGACUGUUUCGACACGUUACAGGAGCUGUAUCUGUUUUUCCGCGAUGCAGACCUUUCGAUCAGGGAAGUAAACAGGUUACUUCACAUUUUCAGAAGCCCCCUGUUUGAUCUACAAGCUGCUCGCUCAUGGCGCAAUGCGGCGGAUGUGCGGCGCUAUGGAAAGGAGCGAGAGCCGCCGGACAUUGUUCCGUGGACAAUGGAAGAGAUCAAGGUGUUCGGGCCCCACGGCAAGGUGGCCAGGUUGACACUUCACGUCAGGAACACGGAGUUGGUGAGUCUAGCAAUGUGCGCGGAGCUCCGAUUCAUAUUUGUGACAGACGUUAACGGGAAGGCUGUGAAGGCGUACCCGUGUCUGUUUGCAGAAGUCGGAGAUUAUCCAGAGCUGUCCCGCGCAACCGGGACGAUGCAGGCGACGUCUCACCGCCCAUGUAGCAGCUGUUACGUGAAGGAGGACAACCUUGCUCGUGUCGACUUGCGAGCUCCUGUGCGCACCGUGGAUAAGCAACGGCGCAUCGUUCACGCCAUCCAGACGGCGGCGACGGACACUCUAGCUCAGCAGACGGAGUGGGGGAAUGUGUUCCUUGCGUGCGUCGCGGACAUCUUGCACGCGUUGGAUUUUGGGGUGUUCGGCCAUUCGACCUCGUGCUUGGUGGAGGGGAAGAGCAAGCCAGAGAAACGGGAGUGGGAGGGGAGGAAGAAGUCAUACAAGAAGGACACGCGGUCAACUGUGCUGAGGAUUCCAGGUGGAUCGUCGUAUUUUCGGAGCGCCGCCAACUAUGCGGCGUUCGAGCACAGGGCGAUGAUGCAAGUGAUGCCGCUUAUCAUUGCGGACAAGAUGGACGGAAUGAAGCCGAAGGAGCGCGAGCAGAGAGAGCGCGAGGUGCGGGCGUUCCGGAUGUACGCCACCUUUUACAAGGCGCUUGUGGGCGUGGUGAAGCACACUCGUGCUUCAUUGGCGGUGGUCAGACAGCAUGCAAUCUCUAUGCUAUUCGGACGUGUCCACUUGCAGGAUGGUGGACGCGCUGAUCGCGGCUUUCCCCGCACAGUCAUCAGGAUGAAACUUGCCGAAGAUAUUCCUCGGCGGAUAGUGGAGGAAGAGGUGCAGAGGGAGUUGGCGCGAGAAGUGGCGGUGGAUGCAUGCGGUGGAAGACAGUACACAACUGCACUACGUGAGGCUGUGCGGUUGCAGGAGUAUGUGCUGACGCGCCGAUCUCGGGUGGCAAACCCUUCAGACCCGGAGGAUGGCACCCUCGCGCCAUACCGCUCAACACUUGGAAGCGACAUGAACGCCUUGACGUCAUGCGCCACGCGUGCUGACCUUUCUCUGGACCGAUUCUGGGUGAGUGUUGUCUUGUGUGAUGCACCAAAGGAGAAGGAGGAGUGGUAUGCCCGGUGCUUGUGCAUUUUCCGGGCAAAGCAGACCGACGGGACGAUUGCCAGGUUUGCGUACGUGAAGUACUAUGAGGCAGCAGGGGUGUGUGGGCUGACCACAUGCAUUCAGUUAACGCCCGGGCGAGUGAAAACGAAGUACGCAGUGGUGGAGAUUGAGUGCAUCAAGAGGGUGGUGCUCAUCUGCAAGUCGUUUGUGAAUGCCCGCGUGCUGCUGCUGAACAAGUUUCUCCUCUGCGAGUGA
Molecule: messenger RNA, 2481 nt
Organism: Closterium sp. Yama58-4
Lineage: Eukaryota; Viridiplantae; Streptophyta; Zygnematophyceae; Desmidiales; Closteriaceae
Source: the annotation of a GenBank genome assembly